AUGAAUGUGUGUGGUGGUGUAUGUGUCGUCCUGGGCUGGUUGGUACUGAUCCUGACUGGCCACCAGCUGACUGAGGGAACCGGUCUGCAGCUUCCAGGGGACUACUCCAUCUCUGGUCUCUUUCCCCUACACAAGUUGGCCCCUUCCAGCUCCAACCUACCAGACCUGGGAGCCUGUAAAGAAGGCAAAUUUAAUAAACAUGGCUAUCAUUUGAUACAAGCCAUGAGAUUCGCUUUGGAGGAGAUCAACAACGGUACCAAAAACCAGCAUCUUCUCCCAGGGGUAUCACUGGGUUACCAGGCGUAUGACACCUGCAAUCAACCAGCCAGUGUGCUGGCCACUCUGGCCAUGCUGGCCCAACAGUACCAGAGAACUUUAGCGAACAACACAGGUGGUGACCAGAGGGCAGUGGCAGUGAUCGGGCCUGAUAGUAGCAGUUACACCUUCACCCCUGCUGCAGUGCUGGGCUCUUAUCUAGUGCCACAGAUCUCCUAUGAAGCCUCUAAUGAGAUGCUGAGUAAUAAGCUCCUCUACCCAGCCUUCUUCCGCACCAUCCCCAGUGACAAGAACCAGGUGGACGCCAUGGUCCAGCUGCUGGUGCGUUUUAACUGGACCUGGAUCGUUCUACUGGGCAGCGACGACUCCUACGGCCUCCAGGGCAUAGAGAGUCUCUCCCUUCAGGCUGCUCACUUUGACAUCUGCAUCGCCUACCAAGGGGUCAUCCCCGAACUCACCUCCGCCAACAACCAGACCAUGAGGAGCAUAGUCAAGAACAUUUUGAAGACCAAGGUCAACACUAUUGUCGUGUUCUCCAGCAAGACCAAAGUCAGUCAGUUCUUCCCGUUUGUCAUAGAGCAGGGUGUAACUGGUAAGGUGUGGAUAGGGACAGAGGACUGGUCAGUCACCACUCUAGUGUCGGGAAUACCAGGUAUUCACACCAUUGGGACUGUACUAGGCAUCUCCAUCAAAUACACAGCAAUAACUGGGUUUGAGGAGUUCGAAAGCCAUGCUGUUCCAAAGUUACUUAGUGGCACCUCCAAUGGCACGAUGGACCUGAGUGUUGAAUGUUUGCAAAAUACGGACCUCUCCAGCAUGGCAGCAGAAAACUUCUCUUUGGGGGACUAUGACAUCAAAUCCUCUUAUAAUGUUUACAAGGCUGUAUAUGCUGUGGCACAUGCACUGCAUCAAGCACUUGGUUGUGGCUUGGAUGAAUGCCAAAAGUCUGAAGUGCUACCUUGGCAGCUUCUGCCACUGUUAAAGCAGGUGAGAUUCUCUGUUGGGAACUCGUCUAUUUACUUUAAUGAGAACGGAGACCCGCCCACAGGAUAUGACAUCGUGAACUGGAUUUGGAGGGGAACAGAGUGGUCUCUCCGUGAGGUGGGCUCUUAUACUGCAGACCCCACUGACCUCACAGUGGACCCUGCUCAAAUUGAAUGGGGUAGUGACGACGGAUACACAGGAAAAGAGGUGCCUCCGUCGAUAUGCUCCCCAGAAUGCCCCAAAGGACACAGGAAGCUGCAGACGGGACAACACAAGUGCUGCUUCGACUGCCUGGCCUGUGCUGCUCACAACUUCCUCAACAAGACUGGAUCCACCCGGUGCCAGAAGUGUGAGCUUUACCAGUGGUCCCCAGCGGAGAGCGAGGUGUGUCUGGAUCGGACGGUCCUAGUGCUGGCCUGGGGCGGUCCCCUGUCUAUCGCCCUGCUACUCCUCCUGGCUCUGACCUUGCUCAUAACCCUGGGGACAGGGGUCAUCUUCCUCCUCAACCUGGGCACCCCUGUGGUCAAGUCGGCCGGCGGGCACACCUGCCUGGUGAUGCUUCUAGCCCUAACCGCCGCGGCUGCCAGUGCCCUGUGUCACUUUGGCCUCCCGUCUCAGACUGACUGCCUUCUCAAGCAGCCUCUCUUCGUCUUCAGCUUCACCGUGUGUCUAGCUUGUGUCACCGUACGUUCCUUCCAGGUAGUGUGCAUCUUUAAGCUGUCCUCCAAGCUUCCACGGGCCUAUGAUACCUGGGCUAAGAACCAUGGGCCUGAAGUCACCGUCCUCGUUGUUUCCAUGACAGUUUUGUUGAUCUCUGUGCUCCGUGUUACUUUAAACCCCCCGUACCCCUCCCAGGACGUGGACUUCUACUCCGACAGCAUUGUCACGGAGUGUAGUAACACCCUCUCCUCUUGGGCCAUGAUAGAGCUAGCCUACGUCUCUCUGCUCAGCACGCUCUGCUUCUCCUUCAGUUACAUGGGAAAAGACCUGCCAGCCAACUACAACGAGGCCAAGUGUAUCACCUUUAGUCUCAUGAUAUACAUGAUCUCCUGGAUCAGCUUCUUCACCAUAUAUUUUGUCAGCAGGGGGGAAUUUGCCAUGGCCAUGCAUGUGCUGGCCAUAGUGUCCAGUGUGCUCGGUAUACUCGGUGGCUACUUCAUGCCCAAGGUCUACAUCAUGGUGCUGAGGCCCCAAAUGAACACAACGGCCCAUUUCCAAAACUGUAUUCAGAUUUAUACCAUGAACAAAGACUGA
Messenger RNA from Oncorhynchus kisutch (coho salmon), 2514 nucleotides. RefSeq names its product taste receptor type 1 member 1-like. Gene Ontology annotation, molecular function: G protein-coupled receptor activity. Gene Ontology annotation, biological process: G protein-coupled receptor signaling pathway. The record is from RefSeq and is a predicted model, not a curated record. The transcript has 6 exons. NCBI's taxonomy places the organism in Eukaryota, Metazoa, Chordata, Actinopteri, Salmoniformes, Salmonidae. Gene Ontology annotation, cellular component: plasma membrane. The coding region runs from base 1 to 2514 and encodes 837 amino acids.